AUGAAGUUCGUCAUGCGUCCCACUUCCGACACCGAUUGGAUGGGUCGAAAGGGAAAACCCGGUAAUGAAGUUUUGCCACUUUCUAAAUGACAAGUUCCGUGCAUUAAAUGUACACGUACAACUGUUUGACGUUUAUACAAAUAGUCAUUGUCACAUUAUUUACAUUUUAAGAGAUUCGUUUUGUUUGGAUCUGAAUUUAGCGUGCGUUAUUAUUCUAUUUGUUGCUUUUUUUUCUUGAGAGAAUCUACAAGCAUUUACGACUCCAGCUUAUUUUCAAGAGACGUUUUUCAUUUUCAUAAUUUGAUUUCCGUACAUGGGCGCCCGCAGGGAGGGGGGCAAGGGGGAAAUUUUCUGAAAGAAACACUGAGCCCGAGUGUCAAGUGUGGUGAUAUUACCUUAUUGCUUGAUGACUCUUGAAUGAAUUCUCAACUGCUCGUAUCUCGGGGUUUUGAAAAUAAUUUCAAAUGAACCGCAAAAAACGUACUCUCAUUCAUAUGCACUUAAAAGUAGUUUAAAAGAAGACUCCAACCAAUUUCAUUAGAAUGAAACUAACCUAUUUAUCUACAUCAAUUUGCACAACUUAAUAGAGUCUUACAAAUGUGUCAAAUCAAAUUCUCAUAGGCAUAGAUUAGUCCAACGGUUGCAAAAUAAUUUAUCACCUUGUGUCUAAUUACUAAAGAUUAUAGACCUACUGUAUAGACCUAACAUUUCAUCAUCAUUUCUUUAUGCUUUGUAGGAAGAGGGUUAUGGUAUUACUAUGCGACUUAUACAUACAAAUAAGAAUUAUUAUUGACGAUCAUGUUAGAUCGAUUGAUUUAUGAGGUCCCGUCAUUGAUGGAAGUGGGGCCUAAUCUCCUCGCCUUUGGAAGUUCUCGGGGCUGGGGACGGAUAUGGACUUUCCAGCUGUACGUUGUGGGAUGGACAUCCCAGCUGCACGUUGUGGGAUGGACAUCCCAGCUGCACGCUGUGGGAUGGACUCCCAGCUGUACGUUGUGGGACGGACGUCCCAGCUGUGCGUUGUGGGAUGGAUGUCCCAGCGGUGUGUUGGGUGUAGAGUCCCAGAAACUCGCGGUCCUAUAAUGAUGCAGGCUCUCACGGUUCGGUACGUGGAUGUACAUCGCUAAGAUGUACAACUUCUCGGAAUCAGACCUCGGGCAUCAUCAUCACAUCCAACAUGCUAAGGCGCCUAAGGUGCGGUGGUUGCUUGCAAUACGGAAACCAGGUGGGUAACACCAGCCCACAUCUUCAAUCGACGGGUCUCACACGUAAUUAUGCGAGGUUCACCCGGAGAGGUUUGUGGAGGAAAAGAAUGCAACCCCGGUGGGACACAUGCUAUUUCUAUGGUAUGGUGAUUCAUCAUUGCAUGGUUGACCUAGUCACAGUGGCUCAUGAAAUAAGUUGCUUAAUUAUUGCCUGGUAUGCGACCACUCACGCAAGAAGUUAUUCCAAAAGCGUGCCACCGGGGUGGGGGAAAGCUUUUCGCAACCCCUACCCACGAAAAACCUCUGCAGUUGGGUAAAAAUGCCGCCCUUUAUAUCUAGAAAAAAGUGCCGCCCAGGGCAGAAAGCCCCCUCCGCAACCCCCUUCCCAUGCCAGUGCGUGGGCUGGUGUGUUGCCGAACCGACUAGGUACUAAUUGAUAAGCAUGACAGCGCUACCUAACCUGGGACAAGGAGGUCAAUACAAGAUAAUGUAACUUAACAGAUGCACACAUAAGUAUGUGUGUGUGUGUGGGGGGGGGGGUUUAUUCUAGCAAUGUAUGCUUACAACACAACGGUACAUAAAAUAUGAACAGUCUAGCCUCAUAUCAUUACAACUAGCCUCGUAUAUUGAUAUCUAGCCUCGUAUCAUGACAUCUAGGCUAAUAUCUUGACAUCUCGCCUCAUAUCAUAACAUCUAGACUAAUAUCAUGACAUCUCAUCUCAUAUCAUGACAUCUCGCCUCAUAUAAUGACAACUAGCCUUAUGUAAUGAUAUUUAGCCUAAUAUCUUUACAUCUAGCCUCAUAUCUUGACUUCUCGCCUCAUACAUUGACUUCUAGCCUCAUAUCAUGACAUGUAGCAUCAUAUCAUAACACCUAGCCUCAUAUCAUGACAUCUAUCCUCAUACCUUGACAUCUAGCCUCAUAUCUUGACAUUUAGCCUCAUAUCAUGACAUCUAGCCUUAUAUCAUGACAUCUAGCCUCCAAUGUUCCCCUUAAGCUGCGCGGCUGCGCGGCCGCGCAGUACUCUCACAGACGCCGCGCAGCAGUUUUGAGUACCCCGCAGCUAAUUUCCACUUAAGUGUGUGUUUGUGUCUGUAGGCUGUAAAAUUUUGCGCACAAAAAAAUUGAUGCUGUAAAAAUUUGCUCACAACUUUAUGAUUUUGCACACGAACCAACAAACCUUAGAGGGAACAUUGCUAGCCUCAUAUCUUGACAUCUAGCCUAACCUCAUAUGUUGACAUCUAGCCUCAUAUCAUGGCAUGUAGCCUCAUAUCAUGACAUCUAGCCUCAUAUCAUGACAUCUAGCCUCAUAUCAUGACAUUUUGCCCGAGUAAACUUCUUCUGCCGACAAGUGUGAUAAUUUUUUUUUACUGAUUUUGCUUCUCCCCCCACUCCCCCUUAAUGUAUCCCUUUACCCCGUGUAGUUCCUUAAUUAAUUUCCGUUGACCAAUGUGUGAACCCUCCAUCAGACUACGAUUCCACCGGAGAGCUCUACAACAUGUACCUCCUCAUGGAGGCCUUCACCAGCAUAUGGAGCAACAAGACCUACAACGUGACCGUCAGCACGAAGAUGUUCUCUGGACACAGCAUGCGGGACGACCCGAUCCUGGUGGACAUCGUCAUCCUGCGGAUAGCCUCCUACAUGGUGGUGGCCACCACGUUCUUCAUCGGCAGAAACGUCUACACGAUAGCAAAGGAGCGACAGAGUGGGGUCCUGGUAAGGUGGGGGUCCUGCCUGGUAAGGUGGGGGGUCCUGGUAAGGUGAGGGUCCUGGUAAGGGGGGUCUGGUAAGGUGAGGGUCCUGGUAGGAUAGGGGUCCUGGUAAGGGGGAGUCUUGUAAGGUGGGGUUCCUGGUAAGAUGGCGGUCCUGGUAAGGUGGGGGUCCUGGUAAUGUGGGGGUCCUGUAAGGUGGGGGUCCUGGUAAUGUAGGGGUCCUGUAAGGUGGGGGUCCUGGUAAUGUAGGGGUCCUGGCAGGGGGGGGGUUAUGGUAGGGUGGGAGUGUAGGGAGGGUUGGGGACCUGGUAAGGUGGGGGUCCUGGUAAUGUGGGGGUCCUGUAAGGUGGGGGUCCUGGUAAUGUAGGGGUCCUGUAAGGUGGGGGUCCUGGUAAUGUAGGGGUCCUGGCAGGGUGGGGGUUAUGGUAAGGUGGGAGUUUAGGUAAGGUUGGGGUCCUGAAAAGACGGGUGUAUUCGUGAGACGGGGGUCGUGUAAGGCGGUAGUAAUUAGUUAGAGGGGAUCCUUGUGAGGCCGGGGUCCCGUUAGAUAGGGGCUAACUGGUAAGGUGGGGGGUGGGGUCUUGCGAAGAUGGCGUAAAAUUAAAUUAAUAGCAAUUACCUCUAUUUUAUGAAUUCUUUAACUCAUACUAUUGGAAUCUCUCUCUUCUACAGGCUGUUUAUAAACGAAUGGGGAUGAACCUCGUGGUCUACUGGCUUUCCUGGUACCUGUGGAUGCUGACCAUGUCCACCCUCCUGUCCAUGGUGUUUGUCGGCACGCUGCUGUAUCCCAUACUGGGCAACGACCCGAUCUUCAUGCUGUCCGACAACUGGGUGGUCAUGUUCUUCUUCUUCACCUUCUCCGCGAGCCUGUCCGCGUACUGCAUCCUGGGGAGUGUCAUUCACACAGAGGGUACGUUGGAGGCUAUUUAAUGUUCUGUGGGAGGGGGGAGCAGGCGCUUGCUCUAUCUGCCCCCCCCCCGGGUAAGACAUUUGAAAUAAGCCCCCAUCUGCUUGGCCGUGCUAUGUUACACAUUAUUAACGAGGAAUCCGCCUGCCACCCAGGCCGUCCCAAAAUCAAGUGUGGGUCACCGUUUCGGUGACCAAUGUGCAAUGCUGGCAGUUCGGUUCCCUGUUGCGGUCUUGCCUGUUAAAGUAGAACUUAGUAAGUCAGUGUUCCGUCCGAAUCGAGUAACCGACUCUAAUGAUGCUGCCGUUUUAGUUUCCCCCCUGGAUAUGACUUGGUGGGUCGGGGGCCCGUUAUCGUGGAAAAACUCUGGGAUUCGUGCUGUCUGCCCAUUGCCCUUACCACUUUGUUCUUAAGUUGUCCGCCAACCUAUUUUUGAAUCAAAGAAGAGUGACUACGAAGAGAUUAAGAUGGUUUUGGCUAGGCAGCCCCAGUACGCUGAUUAAAUGGGGACUAGUAGUGAAUUGCAGAUGUACACAUUUGGGACACUAUCGUGUUAGGGAAGCGUUUUGCAACGUGUGUUCCGUAGAGCCCCAGGUGAUCCACAAUCACUCUCAGGGGCUCCUUUGCCGCCCCGAGAAAUAAAAUAACACCAUUAAUUCGAUAAACAUAGACUAAGCCAUAAGGGCUACACUAGACAAAUGUAUUCUAAAAAGAACUCCGCGAGUCAAAAGGUUGGGAACCAUUGCACUAGAGUAUUUUUUUUUUAAACAACACAUAUUAUUAUGUCAAUGCCUUAAAAAAUCAAUGUUAAUUUCAGUUUAUGCUUUAUUUGACAAUAGGGAUUGGACAAAUGCCUCUGCCAUGAGUCACUAUGUAAAGACAAAAUAUAUAUGAACAAUUAAGUAUUGGUACACAAUUAUUUUUUAAAGAGCCAUCAGAUUUUAUUUUAUUUCUUUGCCAUGACUCACUAUAAUAUUAAUAAUUUAAUAAACUGACGGAUUCACCAUUUAUAUUCCUUAACAGCUAAGACCUGCGUCGCAAUUGCAUGUUUUUUCCACGUGUCCCUCAUCUACAUGCUCAGAGCACUCACGAGCCAAAGCUGGUCUCGCCCAGCGCUGGGCCUUCUGGUCAACCUCAACCUGUAUUUCGGUCUGCUGGUCUUCGCCGCCGCAGAACGUUCUGGUAUGCCUGUCUUGCCCACUACUGUUAACAAAAGUAAUGAUUCUACAUUAUAUUAUUAUUAUAAGGCCCGCAACUCACUCACUACCCGUGAGGUCGGCAGUUAUCUAUCUUAUAUUCUGUGGUCGUGGCUUUCAACCGAUUUGUCAUCUACUCGUUAUCGACCUAUAAUUGUAUAUAUUAGAUUCCAGGUCGGCAAAAGAAAAUAUUAUUUUCUAUAUUGCUUAGACUCAAGAGAUUUCUCUUGUAAAUGUUAGUAGUGUAUGUAUGUAUUUAUGUACGGCUUCUCAUGUGCCUAUAUGUGUAUUCGGUUGUGAGAGGAGUCAACUCAAAUGUAGGCCGCUACCUCCCAGGACACGCGGGAUUACCCUAAAAUGAAAAAGGUGACCAUCUAGCCAGGCAAAAACUGCUCAACCACAACCAAACCGGUCAAGGAACCAGCUUGGGGUCACGGCCUGUAUAAAAGACCUCUUCAGAGCGGUCUGGCCAGAGAACUGUGAAAACGGCGUGACAGCCCGUAAACGUGACUAAAAAUGCCACGAACCAACUGAAAGGGGAGAUCAUGGUGGCGUUUGAAACGAGAGCACCAGAGCCUCAAUACCCAGAGGAGAAUAGAACAUUGUCCUAAAUGAAGCUACAUUCAACAGGCUACAACCGCUGCGGGACCCAAGCUGCCAUCACAGCGGACAGGCGCCGGAGACAAUGGAGUACUUGCUAGCCGAGUACUCGAGCACCCCGAGUGGAGGGGCAGACAACCAACGGAUGAGGCACACCCGAACAGUGCUUUGCCGGAACCAUAAAAGAGCGCUAGCUUGGUCCCGCUACCUCAUCAGAAGAGAAUCUUAUUUACAGGAAAGGUUAGGAAAGAUGACAAUUCGUACUGUUUUUUACCAGUAUAGUAUGUUGACAUCCGUCCGUCACAAUGUGACGAUGGUGUAGACUUCGCAUAAAUCCACAAGGCUUGAUAAUUCUUCUAGGAUUAUAAGCUUGGUCCCUACAGCUAUCCGCCUCUGUCCACGCCACUGGCUGCGUGUGUGACAAUGUGUACCGUCUUUACUCUUUACCAGUACCUACAUGUGUCUUGAGUAGUCGUGCGUUGAACACAGUAUAAUUAAAUACUACACAAUCAAUCAUAAUUAAUUGACCAAUAGAUUGUUGCGCACUGGCUUCUAUUGUGAGAAAUAAAUCUCUUGUUUUUUAGUUGUGGCUCGUUCAAACAGUGCACAACAAAUGGACGAUACCGUAGAGAAAUACAAUUGCAAAAAUGCGACACCCAAAACAAUACUAAUUACAAUUAAUAAGAUUUAUUUGGGUAUCAAGUAUUGAUAUAAUUACAAAAUAAAAGAAAUAUAAUUACAAAUCAUAAAUUUACAGAGUAUGAGAAGUCUUGUACCAGUACACAAUUGGUACAAUGUGUCUGUUGAAGUACAAUGAUGAAUGCGAACAAACACGUAUGAGGACACACAGAAUAAUACACUUGUCUCGUAAAGUUAAAAAUAUCUAUCUAUCAAUCUCCGUCACUCCGUGAAUCUUUGUCUCUGUCAAUCCCUUAUAUAUGCAGCGUAAGACGCUUUCCAGAAACGACUUAGACAUUGUUAACUUUCUCGUCAAAUCGAGAAGGUUCCACAAGAUACUAGAAGACAGACUAACCAUCUUUAAUUGGUAGUCGGCAGUAAAGACGACAGAUCAACAGAAAAUAUGCCACGCCCAACGCGAAGGCAGUCCAAUCUGGGGUCAACAAGAGUUCACGGCAUGGGGAAAGUGCUACAUAACAAGAUCGUGUGUAUGUUAUAUCAAGGCACAAAUAAGUAAAGCAACUAAAAAUAUUAUAUUCAUCCAAAUCAGAAUCAAGAAAGUGUUUGUUUUUUUCCUUCAAAAGCUUCACAGACAGAAAUAAUUGUUUCCUUUUGGGAACCCAUGGUGCCUAAAACGGAUUUACGUUUCCUGGUUUUUAAUUUGAAAGAUAUGGUCACCUUACUCUGAGUUAAAUUUGAAAGUAAUGGUCCCCUUCUUUCUUCUUCAUAUGCCUUUUAAACCCCGUCCGGGGCAUAGGCCAUCUACAAGAAUUUUCCACUCAUCAUGGUCCUAUGCUUUCCUUACCAAUUGCUUCCAGGUGUAUCCCAUAUUUUGCAGGUCUGCCUCUAGCUCACGUCUCCAUGUAUUCUUAGGCCUUCCUCUCUUUCUCUUUCCUUGUGGGUUCAAUGUUAAGCAUUAUCUGGUGGUGCAAUCUGGGGGGUUUUUUUUGGAGCGUAUGCCCUAUCCACCUCCAUCUUUUCUUUAUGAUAGCUUUAUCAGUGGGCACCUGGUAUGUCCUUUCUAGUGGAUCUUUGUUGGUGAUGGUAUUUGGCCAUUUGAUGUUCAGGAUUUUUCUAAGGCAUGUGUUUAUGAAUGUCUGCACUUUCUGCGUAAUGCUCGCUGUUGCUUUCCAAGUUUCAGCUCUAUAUAGUAGAACUGUUUUGACAUUUGUAUUCAAGAUUCUAACUUUGGUUUGCAGUUUCAGCUCCUUGACUCCCAUAUGUUCUUUAAUAGCACAAAUGCAGAUCUAGCUUUUCCAAUUCUGGCCCUUACGUCCGCGUCGGAUCCGCCAUUUGUGUCUAUGGUGCUGCCUAAGUAUGUGAAGGACUCCACUUCUUCCAGUGACUUUCCUGCCAGACAGAUAUGUUCUUGGUUUGAUGAGUUUACCUUCAUGAUUUGUGUCUUGCUUUUAUUUAUAUUGAGACCAAGUUUUGCUGAAAAGGUGGCUACGUCUUUUGUCUUUUCUGCAUUUGUUGCUGGUUGUGGGACAGAAGCUCAAUGUCGUCGGCAAAGUCUAAGUCAUUCAGUUGUUCUCAGAGUGUCCUGUUUAUCCCAUUCCUCUUAUUGUCUGUGGAUUUUUUUAUUAUCAAGUCAAUGGCAAGGAUGAAUAGAAAUGAGGACAAGAGACAUCCUUGUCUGACUCCUGUUCGACUGUAAAGGUAUCUUUGAGUCUACCUUCGUGGAGCACCCUGCAUGUCAUUUCUUCAUAAGAGCUCUGAAUGAUCCUGAUUAGUUUUCCUGGUACUCCAUAAAGCCGAAGAAGUUUCCACAAGGUUUGUUGUUCCAGGCUAUCAAAGGCCUUUUCUUUGUCUAUAAAAUGUAUAUAUAUGGGGUGUUCCAUUCGAUUGACUGUUCUACAAUGAUUCUUAGUGCUGCAAUUUGAUCUGUGCAUGACCUGUUUUGGCGGAAGCCAGCCUGCUGAUCUCGUAGCUGCCUGUCGACCUGGUCUUUCAUUCUAUUCAAAAUGUUACCCUUCUCUAAGUUAAAUUUGAAAGAAAUGGCCCCCUUAAUCUGAGUAAAAUGUGAAGGUAAUUAAGUUAAACCUGCAAUAAAUGAUUCCCUUACUCUGAGUGAAAUUUGAAAGAAAUGGUCCCUUACUCUGAGUGAAAUUUGAAAGAAAUGGUCCCUUGCUCUGAGUGAAAUUUGAAAGUCAUUAAGAUAAACUUGCAAGAAAUGGUCCCCUUACUCUGAGUGAAAUUUGAAAUUAAUGGUCCCCUAAUUCUGAGUGAAAUUUGAAAGUAAUGGUCCCCUUACUCUGAUUGAAAUUUGAAAGUAAUGGUCCCCUUACUCUAACUUAAAUUUGAAAGUAAUGGUCCCCUUACUCUAAGGGUGUGGCGUCCAAUGGAAAAACAUCGGUUAC
Lymnaea stagnalis (great pond snail) is the source of this 8656-nucleotide messenger RNA. The record is from the annotation of a GenBank genome assembly. NCBI's taxonomy places the organism in Eukaryota, Metazoa, Mollusca, Gastropoda, Lymnaeidae.